Rhododendron vialii is the source of this 1050-nucleotide messenger RNA. RefSeq lists its product as uncharacterized. Bases 1 to 1023 code for a protein of 340 amino acids. NCBI's taxonomy places the organism in Eukaryota, Viridiplantae, Streptophyta, Magnoliopsida, Ericales, Ericaceae. Gene Ontology annotation, biological process: intracellular protein transport; retrograde transport, endosome to Golgi. The transcript is spliced from 7 exons. The record is from RefSeq and is a predicted model, not a curated record. Gene Ontology annotation, cellular component: late endosome; retromer, cargo-selective complex; retromer complex.
AUGAAGGAAGCAGAGACUGGUUAUGACUCUCCAUCCUACAUCUUUAUAAAUAGAGGUGCUCUCCUUUCAUAUUUUUCCAUCAGGACAUUGAAGCACACAAGCUCUAGAGCUCUGAAGAUCAAAGCCCUCAAGCCCUUCAAAAGUCUUCAAGUCUGCAUCCAGCGAGAAAGUUCUUCAGAUCAAUCCAGCGAGAAGGCCCUUCAAAAGUCUUCAAGUCUGCAUCCAGCGAGAAAGUUCUUCAGAUCAAUCCAGCGAGAAGGUUCUUCAGAUCAAAGCUUCAAGGCUCCGAAGAACAUUCAAGUCAAGUCUACAUCAAACAAGACGUUUUUUGACUUAGUGGGCUACGUGUUUUGUUGUUGGGUUUUACUGGGUUACGUGGCAAUAGGGAGCAGAAAGAGCAGGAGGAUAUCAUGCAGAAAAGAGAGAGAGCGAGACUUUGUUAGAGAGAGAGGUUUUGGCAAGUGCUGUUUGGUCGAUUGUCGCCGUUUGCGUCCCAGAUUUCAGCAACUACUGCUUCUCUGUUUCAUCCUGUUUGCUUCUAGGAUUUGUGCUGUUUGUUUUGCUCUGUUCAGUUACUUGGGUGUCGUUGUACCUGUUGGUAGGAGGUAUCUCCUUUGUACAGUUGGAUCUGUGUACAUCAAGUCUAAGGAAGCUCCUGCGAAGGAUGUCCUUAAGGAUCUUGUGCAAAUGUGCCGUGGCAUACAACACUCUAUAAGUGGGCUUUUUUUGAGGAGUUAUCUUUCUCAGGUCAACAGGGAUAAUUUACUAGAUAUUGGUUCCGAAUAUGAAGGGGAUGCUGACACUGUCAUGGACACCGUGGAGUUCAUCCUCCAGAACUUCACAGAGAUGAACAAACUAUGGGUGCAGAUGCAUCAUCAGGGACCUGCUCGGGAGAAGGAGAGAAGAGAAAAGGAAAGGAGCGAGCUUUGCGAUCUUGUUGGGAAGAACCUGCAUGUCUUCAGUCAGAUUGAAGGUGUUGACCUUGAUAUGUACAGAGAAACUGUGCUUCCCAGAGUCUUGUAGUAGGUCGUCAAUUGUAAAGAUGAGCUC